AUGAAAACGAGCACAUUGCGCGAGGUCUUAGAAGGCUGGAACACUUCUUUAGAGAAACAGGCAGGCCAGUUUGUAUCGAUGUGCAGACAAGUCCGAGAUACCGAUCUGAAGAUCCAGAACUACUUCACACUUUUGCAAAAGCUCGAAGCCAGCAUUUCCAGCAUCCAGCAUCGUCAGAGCACAUACAAAGAAGUUCUCAUGAACAUCAAGCGCCACCAAGACCAACUUGAAGACUCUCUGACUAAAAUGGAGAAGGAGCUGGACUCGGAUCAUGCGUCGCAUCAGUCUACCGACAAGUCACAGUCUGUCCAUACCCAGAUUUCGCAGCUCUACUCCGAUGUGAAGAAGGUGGAGAAGGGCGUGCAGGAGAUCGAGGAUCGCGUGGAUCGGCUGGGAGAACACGGAGCGACAGGUCGUCAGGACAAUCUCUCCACGAUCGUGGAUGCCCACUACAACUCGCUGCGGUGGAUCGAGCGGAACGUUACAGAGAUAAACAAGCGACUGUCAGAAUUGAGAGGAUUGGAAUAA
Blastocystis hominis is the source of this 528-nucleotide messenger RNA. RefSeq lists its product as hypothetical. The record is from RefSeq and is a predicted model, not a curated record. The transcript has 3 exons. Lineage: Eukaryota; Bigyra; Opalinata; Blastocystidae. The coding region runs from base 1 to 528 and encodes 175 amino acids.